Lampris incognitus (smalleye Pacific opah) is the source of this 6324-nucleotide messenger RNA. Its product is annotated as unconventional myosin-Va-like. The transcript is spliced from 40 exons. NCBI's taxonomy places the organism in Eukaryota, Metazoa, Chordata, Actinopteri, Lampriformes, Lampridae. Gene Ontology annotation, molecular function: actin filament binding; ATP binding; microfilament motor activity. Gene Ontology annotation, biological process: actin filament organization; vesicle transport along actin filament. Bases 157 to 5574 code for a protein of 1805 amino acids. Gene Ontology annotation, cellular component: cytoplasm; myosin complex; vesicle. The record is from RefSeq and is a predicted model, not a curated record.
CGGAGUGCCGUCCCCCUUUUCCACACGUGUAUUUAUGUAUACACGUAUCUUUAAACGACGCCGCUUGUCCGAGGGCCGCCGCAGCUCCACCACACACCUGGCCGCCCCCCCUCCCCGUCCCUCCGCCAUCUAUUAAUGGGAAGUUAGUUCGUCGACAUGGCAGCUGCUGAGCUGUACUCCAAGCAUGCCCGUGUGUGGCUUCCAGAUCCAGCUGAGGUAUGGAGGUCUGCAGAGAUUGUCAAAGGCUACACCCCCGGGGACAAAGCUCUGUCCGUUCAGCUGGAAGAUGGCACGGAAGUGGAACAUCACAUAGACCACCUAACCAACAGUCUACCACCAUUACGAAAUCCUAACAUCUUGCUGGGCGAAAACGACCUCACAACCCUCAGCUACCUCCAUGAGCCAGCAGUCCUACACAACCUUAAAGUGCGCUUUAUCGACUCCAAGUUAAUUUACACGUACUGCGGCAUUGUUCUGGUUGCUAUCAACCCUUAUGAAAGCCUGCCCAUCUAUGAAGCCGACAUCAUCGGUGCCUAUAGUGGCCAGAACAUGGGAGACAUGGACCCCCAUAUAUUUGCAGUAGCAGAGGAAGCAUACAAACAGAUGUACAGAGAUGGAAGAAACCAGUCAAUCAUAGUGAGUGGAGAAUCGGGGGCUGGCAAAACCAUCUCUGCGAAGUUUGUUAUGCGAUACCUAGCUUCGGUCAGUAGCUCCCCUACUGAGGCCAACGUUGAGGAGAGGGUGCUGGCCUCCAGCCCCAUCAUGGAGGCCAUAGGAAAUGCCAAGACAAUACGAAAUGACAACAGCAGCCGCUUUGGGAAGUACAUUGAAAUCGGUUUUGACAAGAAGCAUCAAAUGAUUGGGGCUAACAUGAGGACCUACUUACUGGAAAAAUCUAGAGUGGUGUUUCAGGCUCAUGGUGAAAGGAAUUACCACAUAUUCUACCAGCUGUGUGCUUCUUCACAUUUACCAGAAUUUAAAGCCUUCAAGUUGGGGUGUGCCGGUGACUUCCACUGUACUAACCAGGGUCAGAGCCUCGACAUAGAUGGAGUCGAUGAUGCCAAAGAGAUGCGUGACACCCAGAGGGCUUUAUCAUUGCUAGGAUUCCUUGAAAGUGAUCAAAUGGCAAUUUUCCAAAUCCUGGCUGCUAUUCUUCAUCUUCGCAAUGUGGAGCUGAAAGAUCAGUCGGCAGACAGGAGCAGCAUUGUGCCAGACAACUGCCAUCUGAUGGUUUUCUGUGAGUUGAUGGGUGUCCCCUACCAGGAUAUGGCCCACUGGUUAUGCCAUAAGAAGCUCAAGACCACCUCAGAGACUUAUGUCAAAUCUGUGCCCAAAACGGAUGCCGUCAAUGGCCGAGAUGCCCUGGCUAAGCAUAUAUAUGCCAAAAUCUUCAACUGGAUCGUUGACCACAUCAACAAGAUGCUGAAACUUACUGCCAGACGGCACUCUUUCAUUGGUGUGCUCGACAUUUAUGGGUUCGAAACAUUUGACGUUAACAGCUUUGAACAGUUUUGCAUUAACUACGCCAAUGAAAAACUCCAGCAACAGUUCAACAUGCAUGUGUUCAAACUGGAGCAAGAGGAGUAUUUGAAGGAGGAGAUCCCCUGGACGAUGAUCGACUUCUGCGACAAUGAGCCUUGCAUUCUUCUGAUCGAGGCCAAAAUGGGAAUUCUGGACCUCUUGGAUGAGGAGUCUAAGAUGCCCAAAGGCUCUGAUGACACAUGGGCCCAGAAGCUGUACGCCUCCCUUUUAAAGCAGAAUGCUCGCUUCGACAAACCCAGAUUUUCCAACAGAGCUUUCAUCAUCCACCACUUUGCAGACAAGGUGGAGUACCAAUGUGACGGCUUCCUGGAAAAAAACAAGGACACGGUCAAUGAAGAGCAGAUAAAAGUGCUGAAAAUGAGCAAGUUUGAUUUGCCGGCAGAGUUGUUCCAAGAGAAUGAGAAGGCCACAACCUCUGCUGGCGGUCACCCAAAGACGGCGAGGCUUGGUCAGACUUUGAGGGACAACAAGAAGACUGUUGGACUGCAGUUCAGACAGUCGCUACAUUUGCUGAUGCAGACCCUGAAUGCUACAACCCCCCACUACGUCCGCUGCAUCAAGCCAAAUGACCAGAGAGCCCCCUUCAUCUUAGACCCCUUGAAGACGGUACAGCAGCUACGCUCCUGUGGGAUCCUGGAAACCAUCCGGAUUUCUGCUGCAGGCUUCCCAUCCCGACUGACCUACCAAGAAUUGUUUGGUCGGUACCGUGUCCUAAUGACGCAAAAGGACAUUCUCGCUGACAAGAAACAGACCUGCAAAAAUGUCUUGGCAAAGCUGGUCAAGGACCAGAAAAAGUAUCUCUUUGGCAAAAAUAAAAUAUUCUUCCGGGCUGGCCAGGUGGCAUACCUGGAGAAGCUGCGCUUUGAAAAGCUGCAAAUGGCUUGUAUCAUGAUCCAGAAGACCAUCCUCUGCUGGGUGACACGGAAGAAAUACCUGGAGAUGAGGGAAUCCACCAUCACCAUACAGAAAUAUGUGCGUGCUUACCAGGCCCGUUGUUAUGUUCAAAUCCUGCGGUGCACCAAGGCAGCUGUGGUCAUCCAGCGGAACUUGCGUAUGUGGGUGGCCAGGAGAUGCUUCCAGCAGCAGCGGUCUGCAGCUAUCACCAUCCAGUCCUUCUUCCGGGCUUACAAAGCCAGACAGCGCUGCCGUAAGUUGAUGUAUGAGCCCAAGGCUGUGGUCAUCCAGAAGUGGGUGAGAGGCUUUCUGGUCAGACGGCAUUAUAGACGUUCUCUGGCAGCCAUCAUCCUGUUGCAGAGCUAUGUGCGGCGUAUGAGGGCAAAGAAGGAGCUCAAGAAGCUGAAAGUGGAGGCACGUUCAGUGGAGCACUAUAAGAGACUCAGCGUUGGUAUGGAGAACAAGAUCAUGCAGUUACAGCGCAAAAUCAACGAGCAGCAUGAAGAAAACAGAGCGCUAUCAGGGAAGCUGAGUGCUAUUGAGAGGAGCCAAGUUGUGGCGCAAGAGAUACUAAGGAGAGCAGAAGAAGAAGCCAAGGCCAAAGCGCAGAGGGUCUCUUCACUGCUGGAGCAGCUCACAUUCCUUCAACAGGAGCUGGAGACCACCCGAAGAGAGAAGGAAGAGCAGGCAAGGGCCCAUGUGGAACACAUAGAACAGGUGAUAGCAGAGCUAAAUGCGAAAAACAGCCUGUUGAGCAAAGAGACGGAUGAUCUGAAAAAGCUUAUCCAGGAGCAGGAGCAACAAAUAAUGGAGAGCAGAACUUAUGAAGCGACCGCCAAAGAACUGGAGAGGGACUUGAAUGAGGAACGUUCUCGCUACCAAAGUCUUCUGGGUAAAUAUCUGCAACUUGAGGAGCAUCAUGAAGACCUGAAGGAGAAGAUGUCUCAUAGCAUGAAUGAAAACAAACCAGGUCACAAGAGAACAGACUCGAACUUCAGCAACUCAUCCGAGUGCACUCAAAGCUCAGGCUAUGUGGAGGGAGAGGACUGCUCUGUACAAAGAGAGGAUAUGACCCAGUCAGCAGUUGACAUACUUGCAGUGCUGCUGAAGCUUCAGAAGAGAGUGAAGGCAUUGGAGCAAGAGAAACAGUCUCUACAACAGCAGCUUGACAAGAGGGAAGAGAAUCGGCAAGAAAAGGCAAUGGAGGUAGAAGAACAGAGAACUGCCAGCAGAGCAGAACUGGACCUGGAAGCACUGAAGCGCCAGGAACUGGAGUCUGAUAACAAGAGGCUGAAACAGGACCUUAAUGAGCUGCGAAAGUCUCUGACAAAUGAGAGCAGUACUAUAGCACCUCCCAGGCCGGGCUCACUGCCUUAUGAUGUACUGCUGGAACAGCUUAACUCCAGUAGCGAGGAGCUGGAUAUGCGCAAGGAAGAGGUGCUGCUCCUCCGAUCCCACAUGGUCCGCCAGGAUGCACUCAAACAUAAGGACACUACACUGAGUGAAAGGUGGAAUUCAAAUCUUGGUGAAAUCACAUCAGAAGAUAUUGACAGAUCUGCUGACUUCCAUACAUUGAAUGAGGAUGGAGAGCUCUGGCUUGCUUAUGAAGGGUUGAAAGAGAGUAACAGGGUUCUGGAGUGGCAGCUGCAGGAGCAGAGGCGGAUUCACCGUGAAGAGUGUGAGAGGCUGUGUGAGCAAGUGCGCAAGGUCAAGGAGGAGAAUGAGCUGCAGCAGUUCCUUGCCAAUAGUGAUCUUUUGUCCCUGGACACCCGUGUUGAGGAAUGUCUCCGGCAUGAGAUCACACGCCUCACCAACGAGAACCUGGACCUCGUGGAGCAGCAAGCAAAGCAGGACAGAACCAUAUGCAAGUUGAAGAAACAGCUCAACAUUUUAACGAAAAGGGUUGAAGAAACUGAAGCGAGUGCUCCACAACAGAUCGUGGUACUAAGGAGGAAAAGUUCAGUGGCUGUCCCUCGCAAGGAGAAAGGCUUCCAGGGCAUACUGGAGUAUAAGCACGGGGAUGAGAAACGUCUGCUGAAAAAUCUGACAGAACUUCGGAAACUCCGCAGUGAGGAAGUCGGUCAAAUCAAGGGGUUGCCAGCAUACAUCCUCUUCAUGUGCCUACGCUAUGCUGACCAUAUUGAUGACCAGCAGAGAGUCAUUUCACUGCUUAACUCCACCAUCACCUGCAUCAAAGGGGCCAUCAAGAGAAGAGGUGACUUUGAAAUGAUGUCUUUCUGGCUGGCCAAUACAUGCCGGUUUCUGCACUGCAUGAGGCAGUACAGUGGCGAGGGGGAUUUCAUGAACUACAACACCCCAAGGCAGAAUGAGCAGUGCCUCUCCAACUUUGAUAUGACAGAAUACCAGCAGGUUUUCAGUGACCUGGCAAUCCAUGUCUAUCAACAGCUCAUCAAGUGCUCGGAGGACAUCCUGAAUCCCCUCAUUGUUGCAGGAAUGUUGGAGCAUGAGACAGUAGAUGGGGUUCUGGGGUCCAAACCAACAGACCUGAAGAAGAGAAGCUCCCACCUUUCAGAGGAGCAGGACAUCACAAUGGAAACCCUCCUGCUGCAACUUGACGUCCUCCACACUACAUUGACACAGCAUGGCAUGGACCUAGAGCUCAUCAAGCAGGUGGUCAGGCAGCAGUUUUACAUCAUCUGCGCCAUUACCCUCAAUCAUCUGCUACUGCGGAAGGGCAUGUGCUCCUGGAAUAAAGGCCUGCAGAUCAAGUACAGAGUGUAUCAGCUGGAGGAAUGGCUGGAAGAAAAGGAGCUGGCAGAAUGUGGUGCCAAGGAGACUCUGGAGCCUCUCAUCCAGGCUGCCCAGCUCUUGAAGAUCAGGAAGAAGACUGAGGCAGAUGCCCAAGCUAUCUGCACCAUGUGCAGGGCCCUCACCUCUGCACAGAUUGUUAAAAUACUGAAUUCAUAUACCCCGGGGAUAGAAUCUGAGGAGCGGGUUUCAUCAACUUUUAUCAGAACCAUUGAAACCCUUUUGAAAGACAGGAUUGAGUCGCCCAUGUUGUUGAUGGAUGUCAACAACACCUUCCCCAUCACUUUAACCUUCACACCUUCCCCUGUGGCCUUAGAGACCAUCCAGAUCCCUGCUAGUCUCAAUCUCGGUUUCCUCACCCACAUCUAAGGCCAAAGACCUCUGACACCUUAUAAAACAUUACAUAUUAAUAAAUAAUAUUUUUGCCGUCAGUAUUAUUUUCCUCAUUUGGUGUAAAACGGUUUCUAAAUUAGUAUAGAUCAAGUUUCGCAUUAUACAUAGAUAGGCCUGGGCAAUACAUGGAUAUUAUAUGGAUAUCAUGAUAAUAAGACUAGAUAUCAUCUGGGAUUUUGGAUAUUGUAAUAUGAUACGACAUACGUGUUGUCUUUUUCUGGUUUUAAAGGCUGCAUUACAGUAAAGAAAUGUGUUUUUCUGAGCUCAUUAGACUGUUCUAGCUCUUACAUUAUUGGUCUGCCUGUUUGGACACCAUAUCCACAUUACUGAUGAGUGUUUAUCAAGCGUCAUUAUGUAAAUAUCUUUUGAGAGCACCAAUCGUCAUCUCUACAGAGUUGUCAAAGUAUCAAUAUCGAGGUGUUCGGUCAAAAAUAUGGUGAUAUUUGAUUUUGCCCAUAUUGCCCAGCCCUACACAUAGUAUGCGUUAUACAUUCAGUUAGGGCUGGGGAAUCAUUCCAUAUCGUCAGUAUAAUUUUCCAAAAAGUGAAAUUGGGAUAUUGUGAUACAGUUUUGCCGUCAAUGAUAACGAGAAUCUACUAUCGAUAAUAUUCGGAAAGUGAGGUCUGAAGUAUUUGAAGGAGUGAUAUUUGAAAUUAGUUUUGGUUUGAUAUUACAUUUAACAUUACCGAACUGUUCAGUGUCAUGAGCCUAAAUUGAAUUCUUAAA